AUGGGCGCUUCGGCAACAUGGAUCCGAUGCGGGACUGUGUCUUUUGACUGGACGUCCUUCUGUGCCGGAAUCUCCUUCCUCGAGGAGAAUCUGUGGCUCGUCAAGGAUGAACUACUCAUAAAGGAGCGUCUCGCAGCAACAUCCGCGAUUGGCCCAGCUUGGUCAGUCAUGGGCAUCUAUCUCGUCUAUCAAGACCUCUCGCCCUUGAGUGAUCGCGAAGAAAAUGGUGGACGGUACCCCAGCUUUGGAAGGCUCCUUGGUAUCUCCAAUACUGCGGAAUGCUCAGAUCCCAGGGAUAAGGUCUAUGCACUUGUCGGGUUGAUGUCUGCUGCUGUGGCUGAUAGCAUGCACCCCGAUUACACUCUUCCCGUGCGCCAUGUCUAUGCCGCCACAGCGAGAAGUUUCAUUCAGGUUGAUGACAACCUGGAACCUAUUCGCGAAGGAAACCCUUGGGGACCGUCCAACGCUCCGUCGUGGGCUGCAGACUGGUUGUGGAUGGGCCGGCUUAGAUCGUCCCGGACUGAGAAUCAGCUCUGGGGCCCGACGCGAUUCUUUCCGCGACUUGAGCCCAAUGAUUCGUCUCAUAUACCUUACUGUGCUAGUGGAGGCACUAGUGGGUUUACCAUCGAUAGCAUUUCUGGACUUUCCGCUAGAGGGAAGGGCUAUUUCUACUGGGAUUAUGACACCAUUGUUCAGCCUUGCCAAUGGAACAGCGUCUAUGGCGACUUCGAUGCCACUGCUGCGACCUUAUACCGUACUCUUGUGUUGGAUAGAGUUGCUGGGGGAGGGAAGGCCACCGCUCGUCACGCUGCCAUCCGCCACCUACCUCGCACGUUCAGGCAAGGCGCACAAGAAUUCACAAAGCGGGGAUGGGGAUGGCUGGCUGGGCAGGAAGGGUACUACUUCCGAUGGGAGGGAUUCCGCUCCAUGAACGCUAGCUUUGAAUUGGGCUGUCACCGACUCGACGACUUCUUCCGUGACGAAAUUCCCCCGGAUGCAUCCGAAUUGGACUACAGCGAAGUGUAUUCGUGUUUUGACAGGGCCUCCCAGAAGCGGAGGUUCAUGACGACCACAAAUGGCUAUAUGGGCUGGGCUCCAGAUAACAUCUAUGGGAAGGAUAGUGAACAGACUAGACCGGGCGACAUGAUCGCCGUGUUGCUUGGCUGCAGCACCCCUGUUGUCAUCCGUCGGUACGGCCCUUGCGGAUACUUCCAGGUCAUUGGCGAGGCAUAUGUCCAAGGGUUGAUGGACGGAGAAGCAAUGGAGUUGGUGAAUAUGGGAAAGUUGCAAUGCGCCAGGAUGACGUUUUGCUAG
Molecule: messenger RNA, 1314 nt
Organism: Fusarium tjaetaba
Lineage: Eukaryota; Fungi; Ascomycota; Sordariomycetes; Hypocreales; Nectriaceae
Product: het-domain protein
Exons: 2
Coding region: 1-1314 (437 amino acids)
Source: RefSeq, a predicted model, not a curated record